Molecule: messenger RNA, 817 nt
Organism: Postia placenta MAD-698-R-SB12
Lineage: Eukaryota; Fungi; Basidiomycota; Agaricomycetes; Polyporales; Adustoporiaceae
Exons: 6
Coding region: 31-657 (208 amino acids)
Biological process (GO): translation
Cellular component (GO): ribosome; cytosolic large ribosomal subunit
Molecular function (GO): structural constituent of ribosome; RNA binding
Source: RefSeq, a predicted model, not a curated record
CCCUAAGACAACCCUCCUCAAGACUAAGCAAUGGGUUUCAAGCACAACAACGUUCUCCACCAAAACCAUUUCCGUAAGGACUGGCAGAGCCGCGUCCGCACCUGGUUCGACCAGCCCGGCCGCAAGCUCCGUCGCCGCCAGGCCCGCAAGACCAAGGCUGCGUCCCUUGGUGUCCGCCCCCUCACCCUCCUCCGCCCCGCUGUCCGUGCACAGACUGUCCGCUACAACAGGAAGGUUCGCGAGGGGCGAGGGUUCACCCUGGCUGAGCUUAAGGAGGCUGGCAUUGGCCGCAAGGAGGCCCGAGGUGUUGGCAUUGUCGUCGACCACCGGAGGAGAAAUUUGAGCGAGGAGGGCAAGGCGCUCAACGUGCAGCGUCUCAAGGUGUACAAGGAACGCCUUAUUGUCUUCCCCCGUAACGCGAAGAAGCCCAAGACGGGCGAUUCAACGGGCGAGGAGCUCACCGCACCCACGGUCCGCACGGGCCUGCCGCUUACCGACUCUUACGAGCACGAGACGCCCCGGAAGAUCACCGAGGAGGAGCGCGAAUUCGAGGCCUACCGCACUCUCCGCACCGAGCGCGCUGUCGCCCGUCACGAGGGCAAGCGCAAGCAGCGGGAAGCCAAGAAGGCAGAGGAGGAGGCGAACAAGAAGAAGUAGGAUAUUCAUCUGUUUUCGCUUCACGACCUCCCCUGCUAUGUUCUUCGCGCCUCACCCCAUGUACUCAAAAUCCGGACGUGGCUAUUGCACUACAUGCACUAUGCAAUCAUUAUGCCCGUGCUUAUCCGAGUAUUCAUGUCACAGCCUCGCAUUCUGCAUA